This is a messenger RNA of Penicillium soppii, 909 nucleotides long. RefSeq lists its product as uncharacterized. The record is from RefSeq and is a predicted model, not a curated record. Bases 1 to 909 code for a protein of 302 amino acids. Lineage: Eukaryota; Fungi; Ascomycota; Eurotiomycetes; Eurotiales; Aspergillaceae. The transcript is spliced from 6 exons.
AUGAGAGAUAUCCAGCAGGGGUUUGACAGCUGGUUUGAAGCAACGAUCUAUCUGUUUAAUGCCCUAGGGGAGUCCCGAGGCAUAAAGGCACGAGAAGCUCAAGAUGUGAAGAGAAAUAUCAGACAAAGUGAAGCAAACAAGACGCUGCAAAAAGAGGACUUGGCUUCUGAAUUGAAACUGUUCCAAACUCGAAAGGAAUCCUUGGAGAAAAGUCGUGAACAGAAGCAAUUUUUUGAAACUCUGGUUCCUAUGCUGGUUUCGAUUAUUCCUGGAGCUUCCAACAUCUCUGGGUUGUGCGCAAGCUUUGCAGGCUCUGCGGGCUCUACUGCUGCAGCAUCGACGCCGGUCUUUGCGGGUCUAGGAGUGGGAUCUACAACAGCUAGUCUUGCUGCUUUGCUUCCUUUUCUGCCCCAGGUAGCCGUUUCAGGAGCUAUUGGAUACUGCUACUACUCAUACCUGAAAUGGGAAGUUCUCAGUAUGGAAGAGAUUCAAGCGAAGCGACAGGCGUACAUCAACCAGAUUACAGAGAAUAUUUCUGAGUUUCAGGACACCCUUGAAGCCCUGGCUUCAGAAACUAUAUCAAUCGCGGAGAUCACCAAAAUUUUGGAGAAGUCUGACUUACGCGAAAAAGCAUUCAAAAUGAAAGUCAGCUUCAACUUUAUUCUCAGGGCGACUGAGAUCUAUGUUGCAAUCUCUACGAAAUUCAUUACACCGACAAUUCGUAAAGUUGGUGAAUUGCGCUUGUAUCAAGCCGGCAGCGAAGCGGCUAUAAAAGAAAAGUUGGAAGCUUUAAAUCAAGUUCGGCUUGCAGCCUGUGAGGGUACUGAUGAUCUGGCUUGCCAAAUGCACGAGGAACUCAAGAGAGAUAUUCAAGACAUAGUUGAGGAUUCCACUUUGGUGCAUCAUUGA